UUGACCUUCAACAGCUAUAACAAGAGGUUGAAGAAUGAGGCCGCAGGAGUUUCCCUUUCUAAGGGUGUAAUAGAGGCCUUAGUAACAUACGGGGACUUCCACCUUCCUGGAGUGUGGAUGCCCAAUGAAAUCCUGGGCAGAAGAAUAACAUGGAGAAACUGGACAAUUGUCAAUGAGUUUGUUCAUGUGGGCUUCUCAGCCCUGUCCUCUGAGCUACAAGCUCUGUUGUUUCUCCUUUUUCUGAUCAUUUACCUGGUUACCCUAAUGGGAAAUGUCCUCAUAAUCCUGGUCACUACAGAGGACUCUGCCCUCCAAAGUCCUAUGUAUUUCUUCCUCAGGAACUUGUCUUUCCUGGAGAUAGGUUUCAACUUGGUUUUUCUGUCCAAAGUGCUGGGGACCCUGGUCAUCCAAGACACAACCAUCUCCUUCCUUGACUGUGCUACCCAGAUGUACUUCUUCUUCUUCUUUGGAGCUGCUGAGUGCUGCCUCCUGACCACAAUGACGUAUGACCGCUAUGUGGCCAUCUGUGACCCUUUGCACUACCCAGUCAUCAUGGGUCACAGGGCCUGUGCCCAGCUGGCAACUGCCUCCUAGUUCUCAGGAUUUCCAGUGGCUACUGUGCAAACCACAUGGAUUUUUAGCUUCCCUUUUUGUGGCCCCAACAAGGUGAACCAUUUUUUCUGUGACAACCUCCCUGUCAUUGCACUGGGCUGUGCUAAUACCUCUCUGUUUGAACUGGAGGCUCUGACAGCCACUGUCCUAUUCAUCUUCUUCCCUUUCUUGUUGAUCCUGGGGUCCUAUGUCUGCAUCCUCUCCACUAUCUUCAGGAUGCCCUCAGCCAAGGAGAAGUGCAAAGUCUUCUCCACCUGUUCCUCCCACUUCCUGGUUGUCUCCCUCUUCUACAGCACUGCCAUCCUCACAUACUUCAGACCCCAGUCCAGUACCUCUCCUGUGAGCAAGAAGCUGCUGUCACUGUCCUACAGGGUGGUGACUCCCAUGUUGAACCCUAUCAUCUACAGCUUAAGAAAUAGUGAAGUAAAGACUGCACUGAGGUGGGCCAUCCACAGGACCUGGGACCCUCAGAAACUAUGACUGACUUAGAUGGAAACUGAGCGGGUAGAAUGCAAGGACAAAGGAAAGAAAAGCACGUUCCUCAAAUAAGUCUUUUGUCUCUACUCUUUCCAGUAGCCACAGUAUACCCACUGGGAUUUUGGACUUUCCACUGGGAAUGAAAGAACAUGAGUGAUGAAUGAACUUCAAUAGGCCCAGUAUUCUCUGGGACUGGGGUACCAAUGUCUCUGAGGAUGCUACUAGUUUACACAAAUUAGCAGCCUAUCGAAGGCUGACA
This is a messenger RNA of Delphinapterus leucas (beluga whale), 1348 nucleotides long. NCBI's taxonomy places the organism in Eukaryota, Metazoa, Chordata, Mammalia, Artiodactyla, Monodontidae. The record is from RefSeq and is a predicted model, not a curated record.